GGCGGGGCGUGACGGAAUAGCUCUCCAGGGAAAGAGGUCGGGAUGGGGACUGAAUGCCGGACCCGGGGAGGGAUGGAAUAGCACGAUGGGGGCGGGUCCUGGAGGCGGGGACAAAGAGAGGAGCACUGGAGUGGGAGGGCGGGCCUCGGGGCGGGGCGAAGGGAGGGGCGCAGGCAGGAGGCGAGAAGGGGCGAGUCUUUGGGGGAGAGGCAUCUUCUGGUGAGGUAGGUCUUAGCCAAUGGGGCGCAGUGACGGGGCGGAGCUUGAAUGCCGCGCCAGUGGGCGGGGCGAGCCGCUCUUGGGGCGUGGCGUGAGAGUGCGGUGGUGAGGGAGGUGUGGGGGCCGGUGACUCUGUGAGCGGCCGUGGGAGCUGUGCUGACUGCGGAGGUGGAGCCCAGUGAGCGCGAGGGACCGGCUUUGGGGCGGGGCGGGCCCUAGUGGACCCGGUGACCGCUGGUCGGAGCCGGAUCCCUUGAGGCGCUAUGUGGGGGCGGGGCGUGGGCGCCGGGGCGGGACCCGAGGGCCGGAAGCGGACGGAACCAGCGAUCCAGCCGUCGGCUCGCCAUGGACGAGGUGGACCGGCAGCUCCUGCGACGCUACAGGGUGCGCCUAGUGAGCGAGCUGCAAGUCGCGGAGCUCUGGGACGCUCUGCUGAGUCGAGAGCUCUUCACGCGCGACAUGAUCGAGGAGAUUCAGCGGGCAGGCUCUGGGUCCCGGCGGGAUCAGGCCAGGCAGCUGGUCACAGAUCUUGAGACCCGAGGGAGGCAGGCCCUUCCUCUCUUCAUCUCCUGCUUAGAGGACACAGGCCAAGGCACCCUGGCUUCAUUCUUGCGAAGCAGUCGGCAAGCAGCCAAGCAGGAUCCAGAGGCUGUCAGACCCCUAGGCCACCUGGUGCCUGUGGUCGUGGGACCAAUGGGACUCAAGUCAAAGGAGCAGAGAGUGGUGAAGCUGGAGCCGUCGCAGCCUGCCUUGGGAAACCUCACCCCAGUCGUGCUGGGGCCAGAAGAGCUGUGGCCUGCUCGACUCAGACCAGAGGUUCUCAGGCCAGAAACACCCAGGCCGGUGGACAUUGGUUCUGGUGAAGCUCAUGAUGUCUGUGCUCCAGGGAAGAUCAGGGGACAUGCACACAUGGCGUACAUCCUGGAUUCGGAUCCCUGUGGCCACUGCCUCAUCAUCAACAAUGUGAACUUCUGCCCUUCCUCGGGGCUCAGCACACGCACCGGCUCCAACGUGGACUGUGAGAAGCUUCAGCACCGCUUCCGCUGGCUGCGUUUCAUGGUGGAGGUGAAGAACGACCUGACUGCCAAGAAAAUGGUCACGGCUUUGAUGGAGAUGGCGCACCUCGACCACCGUGCCCUGGACUGCUUUGUGGUGGUCAUCCUCUCUCAUGGCUGCCAGGCCAGCCAUCUCCAGUUCCCGGGGGCUGUCUAUGGGACAGAUGGAUGCUCCGUGUCCAUUGAGAAAAUUGUGAACAUCUUCAAUGGGAGCGGCUGCCCCAGCCUGGGAGGGAAGCCCAAGCUGUUCUUCGUCCAGGCCUGCGGCGGUGAGCAGAAAGACCAUGGCUUUGAGGUGGCCUGCACUCCCUCUCAAGGCAAGGCCUUCGACAGUGACUCUGAGGCAGAUGCUGUCCCAUAUCAGGAAGGCCCAAGGACCUUGGACCAGCUAGAUGCUGUGUCAAGUUUGCCUACCCCUAGUGACAUCCUUGUGUCCUACUCCACCUUCCCAGGUUUUGUCUCCUGGAGGGACAAGAAAAGUGGCUCCUGGUACAUCGAGACCUUGGAUGGUGUCCUGGAGCAGUGGGCUCGAUCUGAAGACCUGCAGUCCCUCCUUCUCAGGGUCGCCAACGCUGUUUCUGAGAAAGGGAUUUAUAAGCAGAUUCCUGGCUGUUUUAACUUCCUCCGGAAGAAGCUGUUUUUUAAAACUUCAUGAGGCUGUAGGCUGCUCUCUGCCUCACUAUUCUCCCCAAAGCCUUCACGGCCUGGAAGUGGCUAAGGCCAGAACUGUCGUGCGAAGGAAGGAUCUUGAACUGGGGCAGGCUGCUCUUUCCCUUUUUCCAUGCAGAGCGGCUCCUAGCAGCUUCCAGGUUGGAGGGUGAUGUGGAGCGGUGUGGGGAGAGGAACGGAGUGCUGUACAGGAUGCCUUUCAUCUGUGGUUAGGGACUGUGGCCUGGAACUCCCAGGCCUCUCUAGAGCAGGGCUUCUCUGUCAAUGUACUACUGACAUGUGGGGUUGCAUAAUCCUGUCAUGGGGCUGCCCUGUGUGUUGUAGAGUGUUUUAAGCCAUCUCUGGUCUCCACCUGCCAGAAACACCCCUCUGAGAUCUGCCAACCAGAAAUGUCUUCAGACAUUGUCACAUGUGCCCUGGGGGACAUUACAGCACACACACACACACACACACACACACACACACACCCAGGGCCAUCACCCACUGGGGUUUGUGGCUGCAGACACACCAGCAUCUCUUCUUUCCAGACUCACAGUCUAGCUGUCCCAGUGUGAAUACCUGGAUCUGGGCUGAGUCUCAUCGAAAUUUCCAGAAAGGGCUAAUUCUUCCUUGAGCACAUUAUUUAUUCUUCAACAAUAAAUCUUAGGCAAAAGGACUGUUGUCCUGUAUUGUCCCCA
Mastomys coucha (southern multimammate mouse) is the source of this 2620-nucleotide messenger RNA. It is a transcript of the gene Casp9, whose product is annotated as caspase 9. Gene Ontology annotation, cellular component: cytoplasm. The coding region runs from base 565 to 1929 and encodes 454 amino acids. The record is from RefSeq and is a predicted model, not a curated record. NCBI's taxonomy places the organism in Eukaryota, Metazoa, Chordata, Mammalia, Rodentia, Muridae. The transcript is spliced from 9 exons. Gene Ontology annotation, biological process: proteolysis; intrinsic apoptotic signaling pathway in response to DNA damage; apoptotic process.